UUGAUUUGGAGUCGACAGCAAUUUUAUGACUACGGCAUUUCAGGAGAAGCUAGUGGCCAUAAGGAUAUUCUUAAAAUCAGUAUGAACUUAACUUUUUCACUUCUGUCCUCUCAAAGUUUACCUUAGAUCCCAUGUGUGGUGGAAACUCACCCUCCAAGCUUGAACUCUUCUCCAGUUUGAUUCUUUUCCUCCAGAGCAGCCUUGUUUUCCAAAUGAUUUGCAGGCUGCUGGAGGAGGAUGCGAGAGGGAGUCUGGCUCAUCGGAGCAGGCCUGCCAAGCACAUCUGGAAGUGGUUUCAGGGGCCGCCUCACUCGCCCAGCACAACGCCUGGAUUCCCAGCUGCUUGGCGCAGGGGUGGAAGAAACCCGAGCCGCUCCAGAGUUGAUGCAAGCAAAGUUGGGGGGGAGGAAGCUCAGGAGAGGAAGACUUUCGGAAACGGAAUAUUGGCCUUGAGGCUCUCCAGUCCUUUGAGAUUUCCAAUGGGAUUUUAGAAGCAGCUGAAGCAGCGUGAAGGGCAGCAGCCUGGGGCCAGCCACGAUUUGAACACUCUGCCCUGCAGUCCUUCUAGACAGAGGAGCCCAAAGCCCUGCCCUCACCGCUCACCAGGUUGCAGUUUUUAUCCACGUGAACACACAUGGCUUUGUUACGAAAAAUUAAUCAGGUGUUGCUGUUCCUUCUGAUUGUGACCCUCUGUGGGAUUCUGUAUAAGAAAGUACAUAAGGCUGCUGUUCUCAGGAAUGAAACAGAUGAUGACUCUGAGACUCCUGAGGAAGUGGAAGAUGAGAUCCCAGUGGUGAUUUGUGCAGCACCAGGCAGGAUGGGUGCGACCAUGGCUGCCAUCAACAGCAUCUACAGCAAUACUGACGCCAACAUUUUGUUCUACGUAGUUGGACUCCGGAACACUCUGUCCCGAAUACGAAAAUGGAUCGAACAUUCUAAACUAAGAGAAAUAAACUUUAAAAUUGUGGAAUUCAACCCUGUGGUUCUCAAAGGGAAGAUCAGACCAGACUCCUCGAGGCCUGAACUUCUGCAGCCUCUGAACUUUGUGCGAUUUUAUCUCCCUCUGCUUAUCCACCAACAUGAGAAAGUCAUCUAUUUGGACGAUGAUGUAAUCGUACAAGGGGACAUCCAGGAGCUGUACGACACCACCCUGGCCCUGGGCCAUGCAGCGGCUUUUUCGGAUGACUGCGAUUUGCCCUCCUCCCAGGACAUACACAGACUGGUGGGGCUGCAGAAUACAUAUAUGGGGUAUCUGGACUACCGGAAGAAGACGAUAAAAGACCUCGGCAUAAGCCCCAGCACUUGCUCUUUCAAUCCUGGUGUGAUCGUUGCCAACAUGACCGAAUGGAAGCACCAGCGCAUCACCAAACAAUUGGAGAAAUGGAUGCAAAAAAAUGUGGAAGAAAAUCUCUACAGCAGCUCCCUGGGAGGAGGGGUGGCCACCUCGCCAAUGCUGAUUGUGUUUCACGGGAAAUACUCCACCAUCAACCCCCUGUGGCACAUAAGGCACCUGGGCUGGAAUCCAGAUACCAGAUAUUCAGAGCAUUUUCUGCAGGAAGCAAAACUCCUCCACUGGAAUGGACGGCAUAAACCUUGGGACUUCCCCAGUGUUCACAAUGACUUAUGGGAGAGCUGGUUUGUUCCUGACCCUGCAGGGAUAUUUAAACUCCAUCACCCCAACAGCUGAGAGAAUUCGACCUUUUAAGUAUUUCCUGCAUAAAUGUGUGGAAUGGUCCAUUUGGAGCCUGUGUAACAGUUUGUUCUUUAUGAACAGUACCUUUGGUACGUGUGAUCCAUGAAACCAAACCCAAGAAACGCUCUGUGUACAGAUACUACCUGGGAUCAUACAGGUAUUGAUUUACUUCCUUAAGGACAAGUGGCAUUUAUGGAAGAUCAUGUGAGUGAAAUAAACCCAGCUAGAUUUCAGCAA
Molecule: messenger RNA, 1930 nt
Organism: Phacochoerus africanus (Common warthog)
Lineage: Eukaryota; Metazoa; Chordata; Mammalia; Artiodactyla; Suidae
Gene: GLT8D2
Product: glycosyltransferase 8 domain containing 2
Exons: 10
Coding region: 635-1687 (350 amino acids)
Cellular component (GO): Golgi apparatus
Molecular function (GO): glycosyltransferase activity
Source: RefSeq, a predicted model, not a curated record